Poecilia latipinna (sailfin molly) is the source of this 810-nucleotide messenger RNA. RefSeq lists its product as uncharacterized. The transcript has a single exon. NCBI's taxonomy places the organism in Eukaryota, Metazoa, Chordata, Actinopteri, Cyprinodontiformes, Poeciliidae. The record is from RefSeq and is a predicted model, not a curated record. The coding region runs from base 16 to 810 and encodes 264 amino acids. Gene Ontology annotation, molecular function: nucleic acid binding. Gene Ontology annotation, biological process: DNA integration.
GAUAUAGACACUUUUAUGGCUGAAUGCUCUGAAGAACUAUCAGAGGACACAGUCUGUGCUGCAUGGGAAGGAAGCCGGAGAGCUCAACAGAGAGAUGUGGCCUGGGUGGCAGCCCUCAACUUGUCACACCCUAGCCAAACCCAGUUCGAGGGUCUGCAGAUAGUCAGUCAUGAUGAGCUGGUGAGGGAACAAAGGAAAGACCCUGCCAUUGGGAAAGUUGUGGAGUUGAAACAACAAGACAAACCACUAACAGAGGAAGAAAGAAAUAAAGUUGAUGGACACACGAGGAGGCUGCUGCGAGAGUGGGGCAAAUUAUACCCGGAGAAUGAUCUGCUCUAUAGAAAGACUGCGAGUCGACAACAACUGGUUCUGCCCGCCACAUAUAAACAAACAGUUCUGACUCACCUCCACAACAACCUGAGUCAUGUUGGCGUUGAAAAAGUGCUGAGCUUGGCAAGGGAGCGAUUCUACUGGCCUUUCAUGAAAAGUGAUAUAGAGGACUACAUCACUAUGAAAUGCUCUUGCAUCAAACAGAAGAAACCAGUCAUAAAUAAAAGAGCCCCAAUGGGAAGUAUUACAUCGACUUCACCCCUCGAGCUGCUAUGCAUCGAUUUCCUUCACUUGGAACCCAGCAGGGGUGGGUACGAGUACAUCCUGGUUGUGAUUGACCACUUUACCAGGUUUGCCCAAGCCUAUCCCACCAAGAACAAGGCUGGUAAGACAGCAGCCGACCGGCUUUUCAAUGAUUUCAUCCCGAGACUUGGGUACCCUGCCAAACUCCAUCAUGACCAGGGUACGCAAUCUCUGUGA